AAUUCAUUUUUUUCGGCCAAUUACACAUUGCUACGUGUUAAAAAUAAACACGGUUUUUACGUUAAUGAUACUAUCUAUUUAAUAACGGGAUUUGUUUUAAAAAUUUCAUUAUAAUUUAAGUAGCGAUAUGAUGUCAAACAAAUAUUUGUUUUUAUUUGGCUUAUUAACAAUUUCAAGUGUUACUAAUGGGUUUACUUCAAAGGAUGUGAAAUGCCACGUUUGCAAGGCUACAAUACAAGAAAUGGAAGAAGAAAUAGCAAAAGUUGAUCCAAACAAAAAAGCAGAUAUAAGUGGAUUUCGUUUAGAUGCCAGCGGAAACUCUGUUGGUAAAUCCGUUACUCUUGCCAAGUCUGAAAUGUACCUGACUGAACUUAUGGAAAAUAUAUGUGAUAAAAUGGAUGAUUAUGUUAAAGCAACAUAUAAAUCGAAUGGUAGAUUAACUGUUUUAAAAAUGAUUAUUGAUGGAAAAAUGAAUCCAGAAACUUCCAAUGUAGAUUUUGUGCAAGAUGGAGAUUUAAAUAAAAGUCUAAAACAUUUUUGCUUGGAGAUCCUAGAAGAUCAUGAAGAAAGUUUUAUUAAAGCAUUUCAAGCGGAUGUAGUUGGAACUGAUUUGGAUAUUAAAAUUUGCACUGAACAAGCUCGAUACUGUAAUGAUGCUCCUUUACAAGAUGACUAUCAGUUUGAUGAAGUUAGAGAAGAUUUGUGAUUUUUUAAAAAUUAUUUGGUGUACCUUACCAGUGUCCUUACAUAAUACAAUUUGUUUAAUAAUUAAACUAAUGUGCCUUAAAAAUUUUAUAAAUUGAAACAAAUACAUUUUUUACUUU
Molecule: messenger RNA, 824 nt
Organism: Teleopsis dalmanni
Lineage: Eukaryota; Metazoa; Arthropoda; Insecta; Diptera; Diopsidae
Gene: sel
Product: protein seele
Exons: 4
Coding region: 128-706 (192 amino acids)
Cellular component (GO): endoplasmic reticulum
Source: RefSeq, a predicted model, not a curated record